Molecule: messenger RNA, 1275 nt
Organism: Lottia gigantea (owl limpet)
Lineage: Eukaryota; Metazoa; Mollusca; Gastropoda; Lottiidae
Exons: 8
Coding region: 1-1275 (424 amino acids)
Biological process (GO): sterol biosynthetic process
Cellular component (GO): nuclear inner membrane; endoplasmic reticulum membrane
Molecular function (GO): oxidoreductase activity, acting on the CH-CH group of donors, NAD or NADP as acceptor
Source: RefSeq, a predicted model, not a curated record
AUGAUUGAUGAUAAAGUGAAAGUUGUACCUAAAACUAAGGAAAGGGAAUUUGGUGGUUUGAUUGGAACGUUUUUCCUGAUAUUUUUACUGCCAGCCACUGUGUAUUUACUCAAUUUUGCUUGUAAUAAGAAACGAUGCACCAUUAUGGAAAUACCCAAGUUACCUUCAAGACUAUCAUUCUUCAUCGAUUUACAAGCAACCUACAUAUUUCUGGGAUGGUUUUUCUUUCAAGCAAUAUUAGCCAUUAUACCUUUCGGCAAGUUAGCUGAGGGGCAACCUUUAAGAUCUGGACAGAAACUGAAAUACAGAUGUAAUGGGUUUAUAUCUCUAAUCAUCAGUAUGGUAGCAUUUGGUAUAGCAGUUUACUAUAAACUACCAGUAACAAUCAUACAUACCAAAUUCUUCCAGAUUAUGACAGCAGCCACUAUUUUCAGUGUAUCACUUAGCUUAUUUCUCUAUAUCAAAUCAUUAUUAAUACCUCAAGAUAAACUAGCUCCUGGAGGCAAUACAGGUAAUCAUGUGUAUGAUUUCUUCAUGGGACAUGAAUUAAACCCUAGAAUUGGUAUGUUUGAUCUGAAGUUUUUCUGUGAACUACGACCAGGUUUAAUUGGAUGGGUGAUAUUAAACAUGGCGUUUGUUUAUAAAGCUUAUCUUGAUAAUAACAAUGUAUUUCCACCUGCCCUGACUAUGUGUGCUGCUUUCCAGAUCUUCUAUGUUGCUGAUGCACUUUUUGCUGAGGAAGCUAUUCUAACCACAAUGGAUAUAGUACAUGAUGGGUUUGGGUUUAUGUUGAUUUUUGGUGAUUUAGUGUGGGUACCGUUCAUCUAUUGUCUCCAGACUAGAUUUUUACUAGAGAACCCCCAGAAUGAUAUGUACUGGUAUUGUCUGGCUUUUAUUGCUGUUAUCAAUUUGGUUGGAUAUUAUAUAUUCCGUGGUGCCAACUCUCAGAAAGAUGCCUAUAGAAGAAAUCCUCACAAUCCUGCUCUAGCUCAUCUAGAAACACUACCUACAUCCACUGGUAGAAAAUUACUAGUAUCUGGAUGGUGGGGUAUUUGUCGUAAACCAAACUACCUGGGUGAUUUACUGAUGGCUACUGCCUGGUCACUUUGUUGUGGUUUACAUCAUGUUCUACCGUAUUUCUACCCAAUAUAUUUCUUGAUAUUACUGGUACAUCGUUGUCAACGUGAUGAUGUUAUCUGUCGUAAGAAAUAUGGUGCUGUCUGGACCAGAUAUUGUCAACGAGUACCUUAUAAAAUUAUACCUUAUAUCUAUUAG